Molecule: messenger RNA, 9215 nt
Organism: Haliotis rufescens (red abalone)
Lineage: Eukaryota; Metazoa; Mollusca; Gastropoda; Lepetellida; Haliotidae
Product: mitochondrial dicarboxylate carrier-like
Exons: 9
Coding region: 230-1093 (287 amino acids)
Biological process (GO): succinate transmembrane transport; malate transmembrane transport; thiosulfate transport
Molecular function (GO): thiosulfate transmembrane transporter activity; antiporter activity; malate transmembrane transporter activity
Source: RefSeq, a predicted model, not a curated record
UCCACACAAUAAUGCCCUUGACCUGAACUAAAAACAAACGUGAGCCGGAUCUGGUGCCAUCACGUAUACGUCAGUUCAAUGGACACUACAGCCGUAGACUAAUCCUCGUUAGUUAUUUUUGGGAGGAAGUUCACAUUGUGCAGGGAAACGCGGAAACAGACUUGUGAAAAGGAAACACAGCGACAUCUCGAGCGAAGGAGGGACACAUCUUCAAGUGUAGAAUACUAGAAUGGCUGACCCACAGCAGAGACUAGGAAGAUGGUAUUUUGGGGGGUUCGCAAGUGCAGGUGCAGCGUGUUGCACCCACCCGCUAGAUUUAUUGAAGGUUCAUCGUCAGACACAACAGAAGGAGCGGGUCGGUCUUGUGAAGAUGGCUGUGAGGGUGAUCAAGUCAGAUGGGGUGUUUGGGCUAUACAAUGGUCUCUCUGCCUCCGUGCUCAGACAGCUGACGUAUUCCAUGACAAGGUUCGCCCUGUAUGAAACAGUGAAGAAGAGACUGGCGGCUGAUGGCAAGACGAUGCCAUUCUAUCAGAAAAUCUUGGUGGCAUCAGUUUCAGGAGCAACAGGGGGUUUUGUGGGGACCCCGGCAGAUAUGGUCAAUGUCAGAAUGCAGAAUGACAUCAAACUGCCCCCAGAACAGAGGAGAAACUAUAAGCAUGCUAUAGACGGACUGUAUCGUGUGUUUCGGGAUGAGGGGGUCAUGAAACUGUUCUCAGGGGCAUCCAUGGCCAGUUCCAGGGCCAUCUUUGUUACUGUCGGGCAGCUGGCCUGCUACGAUCAGAUUAAAGGGAUACUUUUAAACACUUCAGUGUUUGAAGACAACCUCAUCUUACAUUUCACAUGUAGUGUUAUGGCAGGUACAAUAGCAACGUUUCUGACUCAGCCUCUGGAUGUGAUGAAGACGAGGAUGAUGAAUGCUAAGCCAGGCCAAUACUCUAGUUUAUUAGCCUGUGCACUGGAUAUAGGAAAGGUUGGACCUCUAGGAUUUUUUAAGGGCUUCAUCCCAGCAUUCGUGAGACUAGGACCCCAUACUGUACUCACCUUCAUCUUCUUUGAGCAGCUGAGGCAGAACUUUGGGGAAAUAAAGGAGUGAUGCCAUUUUCCUGGAGCAGGUGCUUGUCAAGAGAGGGAAAUCUCAGGGUCACCUCCUCAGUUUUAAUUAGGUUGUCUUGUUUUACAACUUUUAACUGAUGCACUUAUGGCCAGACCAGUUUUGUUUCUUGAUUUCGGGAUUUGAAGCUGAACAUGCCAUGGCCUGUUAUUCAAAAGAAACAGACAACAGGAUAAGGGUAGACUGGAAGUUGUUUGCAAAGACAAUAGUGUAGGAUAAUCAAAGUGAAUAACAUAAGAAUUUGUGAUACAGUAAACUAUGUUUAUAACGAACACGCUAAUAACGAACUGACGGAUAUAGCGAACUUACUUUUUUGUCCUGACUAUUUGCUGCAGUUAUGCUGUAUAUAUGCUUAUAAUGGACUACGGUUAUAGCGAACUAUAAUUAGUGGUCCCUUUGAGUUCGUUAUAUCCGUAGUCUACUGUAGUAUGUUUGUAGAUUAGAAGGAUGCUUGUUUUAUCUUCGUGACAAAAUAUUGGAGUAAAGGUUGCAUUGGGUUUAAAGUAUGAAGAUUACACGGCAGACAAACGUGAUGGUAACUCCUCAGUUCAACAAGAAACAAAAGUUGGUCCGGCCCAAAUGCCUUUUCACUGUGCAGCAAUAUGUCAGUUCUAAUCAUGUGCCCAUAGAAGAAUAUUGUUGUCAAGAUAAUUAGCAGACCCUUGAUAUCGGACAGCUUAAAGCUUUUGUUGGAAUUUGACUGCCACCGAUGAAUUUUCCAAUGCCUACUACAGGAAAAUUAUUGACAUCAGAAAUUAUCCUUCUAUGUUCUUUGGAACAUGUCACGAAAAGGACAAGGGUACGAAAUAGAAAAAAUUCACAAAAAUGUUUGUGGUUACACUUUCUCAUAAAGUAUGAAUAAAAUUAACAUUAAACUUGAGAUAUACCUUCUCAAGGAUGAGGCCCUGCCUUUAAAAUGUUUAGGUCAAAAUGAGCAAAAGGUCAAGGUCAGCAUACCUCAUUGUCAGUUUCUCAAACAUCCACAGGUAUAACACUUUGUUUGCAUGUAUCUCUACAUGUCCUACCGCAUCUAAUGUUGGUGCUAUGUCUAUCAAAGUUCAAGGUCAUCUUUGAGGGCAUUGUGAAACAUGGCUGUGCAUCAUUUAUUGCCAGUUACUGUUGCACUUUGACUUGUACAAGCCUGAGAUGUGUGUAAUUGUUGGAUCUUAUGGAGUUGUCUUGAUUAAAGUCAGGGUUUGGAAGUAAUGUUUUAGGACUGGAAGUACAUGGUGGUUAAUUACAAUCUCAUAAAAUCAGAUCUUAGUUCUCGCUAUCGCUAAACAAAGAUCUGAGGUCAUCCCAUUACGGGUCAUGUCAGAACAACCUUUCAUCUGACCAAUUAAAGCUUCACUUACCAGAUCAUGAAAUUGACAUGAACGGGGGAGGCGUUGCAUAGUACGUGGGAAGCACUGCCAUACAAUCGCAAUCAUAUAUUAGAUAUUAGAUAUUCAGGAGUGUUCGUUUGUUCAGUUUUCAAAAUUAUAAUCGAGAACUGUGUCAACAUAUUUUUCAAGCAUAGUCUGAAAUGAAAGUUGCCAGGUUGAAACCAGUGCCGUAAAGCUCGAGAAAGCUGCUUCCUGAUUGGCUGAUGUCGACUUCUUGUUAGUCGUUUCAGUCGUUGGUCAAAGUUCGCAAAAGGUGGUUCUGACGGGACCCGUAAUGGAAUGUCCUCAGAACUUUGUUUAGCGGCAGGGAGAACUUAGAUCUGAUUUUAAUGAGAUUGUGGUUCAUUAAGACUUUUUGUUUUUGAGAGUACAUGCAAACACCUUUAGUUUACGAUAUGACACUUAAACUAUGAUACAUUUGUUGUCUUAGUGGUGCAAUUAUUGCAAUGCAUCGAUACUACCAUGUAUCAUAACACCUUAAAAGAAGACCGUUUUAAACCUGUUACUAACCAGUCAGCAAUGGUUAGGUGUAGAAAGUAGUGCUAUUUCAUACCUUGAUUUGUUAUGGUUACAUGAUGAAUGUAUGAUUGAAGAAUAUUAUGCAUGAUUUUAAUAAUAAAACAAUGUGUAUGGAUUUGUAUAGGAUGCCUGAAUACCUUUACACUGAACAUCAUGCCUUUCAUACACCCUUUUCGCUGAGGGCUCUUGCAAUAUGUUGCAGCUAGACAUGUGGGAUUGGGAGCUAGUGUGCAAGUUAACCCCCCCCCCCUUAUCAACCCAACACAUGCGUCCCACUUAUUCAAGUUUUGGCCCAACUCUGGCGUGUUAGACAUUGCUAUAUGCCUGCUGAUCAUGCAUAAACAUUCUAGCAUAUUUAGUUUAUAUGGUUGAACCAAUUUUACUCUUACAAUUCAUGACGAAGUUUUCAAACUAGUGUUUUCACAUUGUGAAACUGUUCAUGUAUUUGUGAUGUUUGAAUAUUUAAGAUUAGAUAAAUAAUCUUGUUUUAACACUCUACUACCCAGAGUUCCAUGCGGCCAGCCUAGUACCUCUGCCACAGGCCAGUGACGUGACUAUUCGUCACAUCUUACACAGUCCAUUUAAGAUAUUGCAUAAAUAUUUCAUCGGUAUAAUUUUUUUAUGAGUCUACACAUUUAGAUAAACAUAUGUCCUAGAAUGGUUAACUUUCAUUGAGAAGAUAUCCUAAAAUGUGAAAAACUAUUUCCAUUUGUGUAUUGAUCCAUUGUUUACAUUGGUUGUACGGCUCCACAUGCUGUCAUUGGAGCCCUAGCAAGCUAGUGAUAUGGUCACUUUGAUGUACAAAGCUAUAUUCUCAUGCACCUCACUGUUGCAGUUGUAGUAGCAUGUCUAUAUAAUUAUGCAAAACAAUAUGUAAAGUGCAGCAAAAGGCUUGCAUUAAGCCUGUCUGUUGUUAUUUCAGAACGCAAACUAGUCUGUGGCAGUGGUGCAAUGCUAAGUCAUCACUGCGCCGGCGUGUGGUUUUAGCACUAUGUGAUUUUUAACGCUAUGUUGAUAUGCCAUUGUUAUUGCUUAAACAAAAUUAAUGAAAGUUGUUGAUGUUUUUGUUAAAUUGUACAGUGAAGUAAGAAUAUAUUGAAAGGUCUUUACAGUCUAACCAUUGAUUUUACAGGUUUUCAUGAACACUGAUUUCUUCCAUGUUUCUGUGUUAUAGAUAAACCUUGAAUUCUUGUAUCUUGUACAAUCUUACUUUGUAUCCAGUGGUGUUGAAGGGGUGCUCUAAGAGUUGACUAGAUAAGAGAGUGAGAUUUCAAGUUCUAUAAUGACGGCCAGUAUGUAUGUAAUCAUCAAAUCUGUGCCACACAAAGCCACUGGCUGAUGAGUAACAUUCAAAACACUGGGGACAGAUGCCACACAAUGAGGCAGUGCGUGUACUGACUCGAGUCAGACUGCCAGCUAGUCCUAGUGUAGUUCCCCCUUUAGUUGUAGUGAUCCUAUGGCUACAAGUCCCAUUCUUUAACAUAGAUUUACGAUUGUUUGUUGGCUCUUAUGACUGGCAUAGGGUACUGAGAUCCAUUUAGCCCUCUAUAAGUGUCCAUACAUGUGAUUAAGGUGACUAGAUAGGGCCUAGAUAUUGACCAGUGAGGUUAAUGGACAAAGUUUGUCAGUAUGGCAGACCUGAGGCAGGAUAUGUUUGAUUAUAAUCCAAGGGGUGGUGUUACCGCUGAGUUCAACCAAUCAGAUGAUACGAUAAAAAUACAAAUGUGCUCAUCUAGCAGGAAGAAACUCUGUAUAUAGAUGUGAUCCCCUCUUGCUCAAAAACCUUUGUAUAACUUUCCCCAAAAGUUUAUUUGAUUGUACUGAAAGACCAUAGUAUACAUAAGAAUCACUUUGUCCCCAUGUCUAAACACUUUUUUCAGAAAGUGUUUUUGAAUCAGAAAAUGAAUAACAAGUUGUCUUUAUACAGUAAUUGUUAUACAUCUUCAUACAAAUUGAGUCAUCAUUGCAAAGGGAUGUAACUCUUAAUCACCUUUAUUUUUCUCAGAUUAUUUUUCUCUUGUCUGAUGGGUUUAAGUGUGGGGAGAAAAUGUUUGGCACUUUUUUUAUAUUUUGGGUCAGUAAUUUGUUUAGAAAGAAUACACCAUAACAGCACCCUCUUUUUGUAUUGAAUAUGAAGCAUGUCGUUGUAUCACCAGUAGUUUUUUAUUAUACUGGUAUUUUGCUACACAAAGAAAUCCUGGUGCAUCUCUUGAAGCAGAAUGAUGCAGAAAUAGAUUUUAACCGAGUGCCAGUUUUUAUGUAUUUAUUUGUGCUUUCUGUAGGUCUUUUAGCUUUAUUUUCAUAGAAAUGUUGUCUCAAAAUAGGUUCUUUCAUAAGCUAGAAAUUAGUGGUCAUUGUUUGUUCAAAUGUCAACAUUCCGUUAGCUCACUGUAUCGUUUGUUAGUUUGUAUGUACAAUAUAUAUAUGUAUAUAUAUAGCUAGUCACCAUGCGUUUGUCCUAAAGUUGUCUUCAUUGUCUAUAUUAAAUGUAGUAAGUUUGAGGUGUAAUUACUGAAAUGUUUAGUCUUUUGGGUUUCGCAACUUGUCCUGGAAAUUUGUAAGUGGGAAUUGAACCUCAUGAGUGAAAUAUUCUUAGCUAACUUAUCAAUGCUACGAUUUAUGUACAGAGUGAAGGUUAAUGAUGUCUGAUUUAAGAGAAGCCAUAUGCUAUUAUGAUGUUUUCUUUGUUAUUGGAACAAGUAAAUUGCACAAUUUUGCAAACAGUGAAUUUGUUUAGAUAGGGCUUAUCAAAUCACCAAGCUCUUAGGACUUUCCAUGCUGUUUUGAUGAAAUUAAUGUUCAACUAUACAUGUAAUCAUGGCAAGGGUCCGUUUGAAUACCAAAUACACCAAAUUAUUGAAAUUAUAUUAAUUUUACGUGACGAUCAUAGGGCACUAGAACAGUGAUUGUAUGACAGGGUGUGGUACAGUGUAUAUUCUUAUACAGUGCCUAGGUGUGGUAUAUUAUGAUAUAGUUCCCUGAAAGUAUGCUUGGCAUACGUCUCUACAGGAUUCUAUGUAGUCAUUGAAACAAAGAUGCCUAUUUGUGUUAUCACCACUCCAUCCCCUUUGAUUCAUAGAGAAUCAUAAUGAAUCAUCACUAGAAAGUACCCAUGUCACAUGGCUUGAUCUCCAUCGUGUAUGGACAUUGCAACAUGUAACCGUGUACACUCCCCACCCAUCGCCAGUCUUUAUUGAUCUACGCAGUAUUGAAACCAGGUGGAGAAUGAUGUUGUAGGUAACUUAGGGUACAUUUGCUAGCAAUUUGUGGAAGAGUGUGGUGUGUAUGGGAUGUUACAAGCUGAACGAGUUCAUAGGCGGAUCCAGAGGGGUUCCAGGGGAUCCGGACAUCACCCCUUUUGAAAACCAAAAGUAUGUGGUAGACAAUACCCCAUCCACUGAGAGAGGAUUUUGAUAUUGUGGACCCCUCCCUUUUACAAAAUGCUGGAUCCACCCUUGGACUUUGUCAUCGUUAGAGUUUGUGGUGUGUACAGGAAUGUUUAUCUCAUAUAUUCCUGCAGCUUUGUUGCUCAUGUGUUUAUACUUACACAUUUACGCAAAGAAUUCAUAUUGUUUAAGGAUGUUUGUGUCAGGUUACAUCUAUCUUAUAGCCCUCCUGAGAGCUAAUUGAGCCAAGGUGAAGAAGUGACAUCAUAUCAAACAAUGUAAUACAAUGUCAAAGCUGGUUUUGAUACAAGACAGCUACCGACCAAUUGGACAUCUGGUUUAACAAAGGCAACAAUAAUGUUCUUAUCCCACAUUAAGAAGACAUGUAAAACAUUGUUGCAAGUAGGAUCAUAUGAAUAUGAACUAAUGCAUUUCUUGUAAGAAAAACAACAUACACCAAAUCAUAUGAAUACUUUUUAUGAAAAUGUCUCCAAUAACACAAAAUUGAUUGUACUUUACUACAUCAUCAUAUUAUGCCUUGAUUUAAUGUUCCUCAAAUAUACAUAAACGUCAUAAUUCAUUGUAGUGAUGCCAUCCAGAUUACUUAUUAAUUAUGUGUAGUGGUCUCAUGGUCACAUCUAGGUAGUUUGAAUCCUCAAACGUUUUGAAAUCCAACAACACUGUAAAUCCUGAAGAUGCAUACGGAAGUGCUGAUUGUUUAAUGUGGCAUCAUUAUGCCUCAAUGUAACCUAACACCACAAUCAUUUUUAUGAGAUUUUCUUCCAGGUUUUAAAAAAAAAACAAGACACCGAGCAAUUUAGUUUUUAGAUUUGUUUUAACAAACUGUUUGAAUCUUCUGUGUACAGUAGCUGUCUAUGGAGGUGAUUCACACAAAUCAGCAGUGUUAGGACUGCCUUGUAUCGGGUAUAUUUUAACAUGUAUAGAAAGAAGGGAACACAAUUAGCUAUUGUCACAAUUAUCAUUUUGGGAACAAUGAAUGAUAAGGAGGGUGUUAGGCCACCUGGGAUAUAGAUCCUAUUACUAAUGUAUUAUGGAUGAAGGUGAUGUGUUUAUAUAUUGGUAGUGAUAGAAGGAAAGUUGAAACAUUGGCAUGACCGCCAUGUGCCAGAGAUGACCGGAGGUUGUUUUGGGUGUUGUGAAACAUCUUACACUAACGUGUGUGUUUACUGAUCUGAAGGAUCUGUACUUAAAACACAAGUAAAGUAUUUCCAUCAAAUUUCAAUUUGUUUCCAUCAGUAUUAUUUCCUGAUGUACUGAUUGUCCUUGAUGAUACAAAUUAUGGAUAUGACAAUAUGAAAUGGUAAUUGAUCUUUUCUCAUUUUCAGACAUAAGUAUCAUAGUUUCACAAAAAUGUUGUGCUUCUAUAUCAUUUCAUUAAAUAUUUGCUACUCAUGAAUAUGCAUUUCCUAGUGUUAGGAAAUUAUUAUCUUUUUUCUCUCGUUCCUGGACAUUUGGGGCUUGUUGGUAGUUAGCUCAAGCAACAGUUGUGGCCUUUCAUAUUGUACAUAGUGUGAAGAAGACCAUGGAGUGGGAACAUAGGGUUCACAUAGAGUCACUGCCAUCAUCCUCAGUUAUCAAGGGUAUUAUGUUACAAUUCUAUUAUAUUAUGUACCCAGGACCCAUUCACCACCACAAGUCCAUUUCAGAGGUGACACCACCGUAUCUCCAUGGUUUUACCUUGACUUACAAAAGUGGUGGUCCAGGGGACCCCCAAUUAUUAAUCUUAGCAAAACGAGGGUCAUGUAGGCAAUGAAAUGUUGUUGUGUACUGUACGUUUUGAUAAUUAGUUUAGAGCCUGGAAUGAAUCAGUGAUCAUGUGAUUGUGGACUGUGGUCAUGAUUGAUGGAUGAAAUAACAGACACCAAUAAAUGCUCUUGAUGCGCUGUAGGUACAAUGAAUAUUAUUGUGAGUCCUGAAGGAUGCAGUUUAUUUUUUUCUGCAUCUUCUCUACAUUUGAGCAAACUGGACAUACAUUUGUCGGCCGCAUAAAACCCUGCAUCUCUCUUAUCACAAACUUAACUCAUGAACUUGAAAUCAACUAGUCAAAAUGCCUCUUCCCAACGCAUUGAAAAUGUGGCGCUUGAUAGAAGAAUCAGAAGACAGCAAAAAUGAACUUUCUGUUCAAAAUGAUGUUUUCCUGAGUACUAAGACAGGGAGGAAAGUCCUUAUGCAAGCUGUAUUUGAGACAGCACGCAACAGUCAAGUUGAGUACUGGUAUUAGUGAUUUGCUUCUUGUUUUAAUCAUGAAGUACUGAUAGGUAUUGGACGUCUAUUUUUAGUGCCGUUUCAAUCAAAUACCAACUCGAAACAGAUAUGGUGGCAGUUGGGUCCAAGCAACAUGGAGGUACAUGUAUAAUAACCUUGAUAAACAAGGAUUUGUUAUGAUCUCAUAUGGAAAACUAUAUUGUUUAGGCAACAUUGUUUUUAUAUAUUUGUUGCUCUUGUAUAAUAUGAGACUUAACUAGUGGUACUCCAUGUAGUACUGUUUGUAAUGCAACUAUGUAAGUGGUUAUUUAAGGUUCAUAGGAAUGAAUCCUUUUUUUUAUGCUGUGUGAUACAUCACUUGUUUAAUCUGUGAUUGUUUUCAUUCCAAUGCAGUCAUAAUAAUCAUAUUCAUGAUAAUCUGUAUACGUGAUUGUUCUGUUGAUGCCAUUAUAGACAUUUCUAGGCCAUGAUGACUGUGCAGUUUGAUAGUGUGUGGCAGAAUUAUAGCAGAUAAUUGACUUGCUAAUACCUUGGAAAGUGGUUUAUAUUACAAAAAUAUGACAAAUAAAAUAAAAUAUAUUUCAAGUA